GUCCGGCGACUGCGACCACUUUAUAAGGUAGCGGAAUCCCUCUAUUUGUUGUCAGUCGAUCGGAACUACUUUGCCACCAACAUUUCACGUCUUGGCAAUUAUCUUAAAAUUGUUAACAAAAUGGCCCUGCCGCAAAAGCAUUUCAAGAGGGGUUCCACCAAGCCCGAGCUGCCAGAAGAUGGAGUUCCUCGUUUCUUUUCCAUGGCAUUCUGCCCAUUCAGCCACCGAGUUUGUCUCAUGCUGACCGCCAAACAGAUUGAACAUCAUAAGAUCUACGUCGAUUUGAUUGAGAAGCCAGAAUGGUACAAUGAUUUCAGUCCCCUGGGCAAAGUGCCCGCCCUGCAGCUUACUGGGGUGAAGGAUCAACCGACCCUCGUGGAGUCGCUCAUCAUAGCAGAGUACUUGGACCAGCAAUACCCCCAGACACGACUCUUUCCCACGGAUCCGCUUCAGAAGGCGCUGGACAAGAUUCUAAUCGAACGUUUUGCUCCAGUGGUCAGUGCCAUUUAUCCUGUGCUGACUUGUAAUCCCAACGCUCCGAAAGAUGCCAUACAGAACUUCGAGAAUGCCUUGGAUGUUUUUGAAGUGGAGUUGGGCAAAAGAGGAACCCCCUACUUUGCUGGCCAGCACAUUGGAAUCGUGGACUACAUGAUUUGGCCUUGGUUCGAACGUUUUCCCAGCAUGAAAAUCAAUACUGAGCAAAAGUAUGAGCUGGAUGCAAAACGAUUUGAGAAGCUGCUUAAGUGGCGCGAUUUGAUGACCCAGGAUGAGGUUGUGCAGAAGACAGCUUUGGAUGUCCAGCUGCAUGCCGAGUUCCAGAAAUCGAAGACCCUUGGAAAUCCCCAGUACGACAUUGCCUUCAAGGGCACACCAUAGAACGACAACUGGUUUAGCCUAGAUCAAAUCUUUGGAACCGGUUAUGGACUGCAUUUAUGUUUUAUUCAUUCCAUGCGAACAAUUCAAAUAAACCAAGUGCAUCAGGCA
Messenger RNA from Drosophila simulans, 984 nucleotides. RefSeq names its product pyrimidodiazepine synthase (gene GstO2). The record is from RefSeq and is a predicted model, not a curated record. The transcript is spliced from 3 exons. Gene Ontology annotation, biological process: glutathione metabolic process. NCBI's taxonomy places the organism in Eukaryota, Metazoa, Arthropoda, Insecta, Diptera, Drosophilidae. Gene Ontology annotation, cellular component: cytoplasm. Gene Ontology annotation, molecular function: glutathione dehydrogenase (ascorbate) activity; glutathione transferase activity. The coding region runs from base 121 to 876 and encodes 251 amino acids.